Messenger RNA from Bufo gargarizans (Asiatic toad), 4479 nucleotides. RefSeq names its product myosin IA (gene MYO1A). NCBI's taxonomy places the organism in Eukaryota, Metazoa, Chordata, Amphibia, Anura, Bufonidae. Gene Ontology annotation, molecular function: microfilament motor activity; actin filament binding; ATP binding. Gene Ontology annotation, biological process: actin filament organization; vesicle transport along actin filament. The transcript has 29 exons. The coding region runs from base 152 to 3391 and encodes 1079 amino acids. Gene Ontology annotation, cellular component: brush border; plasma membrane; vesicle. The record is from RefSeq and is a predicted model, not a curated record.
CGGUGAGCACACCUAAAGGGAUUCUGCUCUAACAACCUGGUCUUCAAGGCUCCUGGAGUCUUCUUCUUGAUAAAGAGGCUCCUACUUAACCAGCACUGCCUGCAAACACACAUUUCUCUCUGGUAGCCAGAUCCCAAGCCAGACCUAAAAGAUGUCUUUCCAGUCAUCAUUCCUGGAUGGCAUGGUUGGGGUAGGGGAUAUGAUUCUUCUUGAUUCUCUGUCUGAGGAUUCCCUACUCCAGAACCUAAAGGAACGUUUCAAGCAUGAUGAGAUAUAUACAUAUAUAGGAAAUGUAGUCAUAUCCGUGAACCCCUACAAGCAACUCUCAAUCUUCACACCUGAGAAAGUGGAAGAAUACCGAAAUAGCAAAAUGUACCAGCUGAAGCCGCACAUCUAUGCAGUGGCUGAUGAUGCAUACCAGUCUUUGCGGGAUCGUGACAGGGACCAAUGUAUUCUAAUAACUGGGGAGAGCGGUGCUGGAAAAACUGAGGCCAGUAAAUUGGUGAUGUCAUAUGUGGCUGCUGUGUGCGGGAAGGGAGCAGAAGUCAAUCAAGUAAAGGAGCAGCUCUUACAAUCUAAUCCUGUUCUGGAGGCUUUUGGAAAUGCCAAAACCAUUCGAAAUGAUAACUCCUCCAGAUUUGGGAAAUACAUGGAUAUUGAGUUUGACUUUAAAGGUGAUCCUGUGGGAGGCGUGAUUAGUAAUUACCUCCUGGAGAAGUCUCGAGUGGUCAAUCAUGUCAAAGGAGAAAGAAGCUUCCAUAUCUUCUACCAAUUGCUGACUGGAGGAGGUGCUGAGCUGCUAGGACAACUGAAGUUGGCUCCAGACUGUAGCAAGUAUGUCUACCUGAACAAGGACACAAGCAGUUUAAAUGGCAUGAAUGAUGCUGGGAACUUUAAAACUGUUAAGGACGCCAUGAAGAUUAUUGGAUUUUCAGAUUCCGAGGUCACCUCAAUUCUGCAGAUUGUUGCAGUCGUUCUUAAGUUGGGAAAUAUCGAGGUAAAGGGACAGUUUCAGGCCAAUGGAAUGGCCUCCUGUUACUUCCCGGAUACCAAGGAUAUCAAGGAGAUCGGCUCGCUGAUCGGUCUUGAUGCGUCUACGUUGGAGAAUGCGUUGAGUGUCCGCACUGUAGAAGCUAAACAAGAGAGAGUGGUGACAACACUGAAUGCAGCUCAGGGAGCUUAUGCAAGAGAUGCCUUGGCUAAGAAUAUGUACGACCGGCUCUUCAGCUGGCUGGUUCAGAGGAUUAAUGAAAGUAUAAAGGUGUCUGAGUUCCAGGGGAAGAAGGUGAUGGGAGUGCUGGAUAUUUAUGGAUUUGAGAUCUUGGAGGAAAACAGCUUUGAGCAAUUUAUUAUUAAUUACUGUAAUGAAAAGCUACAGCAGAUCUUCAUCCAGAUGACUCUGAAAGAGGAGCAGGAAGAAUAUGACCGAGAGGGAAUUAAAUGGACCCGGGUUGAAUAUUUUGACAAUGAGAUUAUCUGUAACCUGAUAGAGAAUGGUACAAAUGGAAUACUAGCAGUACUGGAUGAAGAGUGUCUGCGCCCAGGAAAUGUCUCUGAUGUCACCUUCUUGACCAAGCUUGGAGUAAAGUUUAAAGACCACAAGCAUUUCAAGAGUAAGGCUACCCAGAAUGACAAACGUAUUAUGGAUGCAACUUUACCUGAUAAUUCUUUCCGAAUUGAGCACUAUGCUGGCCAGGUCACAUAUAACACAAAUGGGUUUUUGGACAAGAACAACGAUCUACUCUUCAGGGACCUUUCCCAGGCCAUGUGGAAGGCAAAGCACGAGCUGCUGAAAUCUCUUUUCCCAGAAGGCGAUCCAAAAAGUUCUUCUCUAAAACGGCCGCCCACCGUUGGCUUCCAGUUUAAAGGCUCGGUGUCAACACUUAUGAAGAACCUUUACUCUAAGAAUCCCAAUUAUAUCAGGUGUUUGAAGCCUAAUGGCACAAAGAAACCUUCCUUGUUUGAUGAUAGCCUUGUGAAGAUACAGGUCCGCUAUCUAGGGCUGCUGGAGAAUGUCAGGGUGCGCCGGGCUGGAUAUGCUUACAGACAAAAGUACAAGACUUUUCUGGAACGGUACAAGUUGCUGAGUAAGCAGACUUGGCCCUCUUGGAAAGGAGACCCACGGGACGGGGUGGAGGCAAUGUUAAAAGACCCACAAGUUAAUAUUGCAUCUGAUGAAAUUGCAUAUGGAAGAACAAAAAUAUUUAUCAGGACUCCAAGUGCACUUUUUGACUUGGAGGAAAUGCGCAGGCAGAAAUUGAAUGAGCUAGCCACUCUUAUACAGAAGGUGUUUCGUGGAUGGAAAUGUCGGACUCAGUUUUUGCUUAUGCGGAAAAGUCAGAUCAUCAUUUCUGCAUUUUACCGUGGCCACAGACAAAAGAAUAAGUAUCAGAAAGUACGGUUCUCUGCCUUACUCUUACAAGCCUAUAUCCGAGGCUGGAAGGCACGUGUGUUGCUGAGGAAAAUGAAAGUUCAAAAUCGCCAGUCGGAAGCCUCAUCCACUAUCUGUGCUUAUUGGAGGGGAUACAAAGUCAGAAAGGAAUACCGGAAAUAUUUCCGAUCCAGUGCAUCAAGAAAACUGGCCAACUUUAUCUACCUGAGGAUUCUCCAAAAGUAUUUCCUGGGACUGAAGAGCAACCUUCCAUCACUGUCUCCAACAAACAAAACCUGGGCGCCUCCCAAGUACAAGUUUCUCACUGGUGUAAAUCAGGAAUUAUCAAAAUUAUUCCAACUUUGGAAGUGCAAAAGAUACAGACAGACUAUAACCCCUCAACGCAAGGCAAUCCUCCAAGAUAAACUAACUGCCAGUGAACUAUUUAGCGGAAAAAAGAAGUCCUAUCCAGCCAGUGUUCCAAAACCAUUUCAAGGAGAUUCUGCAGGUGUACAGAAAAACCCCAAACUUCAAAAAUUGAUUGUUGCAGAUCAAGGAAGGAUAACGGUAGCGGCCAACGUGCAAAGAAUAAGCAAAACUGAUGGCAAGGGAACAGCCAUGAUAUUUUUACUAUCGAAAACACAGGUUUCUAUUGCCGAUACAAAAGGUCAGGUGAAGACAUUAGUAAAACUGGAUGAGAUUUCCGGAGUUUCUGUAAGCAAGUUCAGUGACGGCCUGUUUUUCAUCCAGCUGACUCAGACAUCCACACCAGGAGCCAAAGGAGGAGCAGCAGGAGAUCUUCUUCUAAUAAGUGACAAUGUCAUUGAGAUUGUGACAAAACUUCAUAAAGCUGUACUUGAAACAACACAAAAACCGUUAAAUCUUCAGAUUACGGAUGAGUUUUCGGUGAAGUUCAAGAAAGAUCCAGUGGUUGUUAAAAUAAUUGAAUCACCAGGACAAAACGGCAAAGGCCCCGUGUUCAAGAAAAAAGGAAGUCAAAGACUAGAAGUCUUUGUCUAAUGACCAGGUCUACAGGAACUUGCUUAUCCAGAAACUGCCUUCAUAAGAGGCAGAGGUCUUGACGUAAAUAUCUAAGGGUUACCACCGCUGGCUUCUUAGCAUCAUCCUGAGGAAAAUAAAUAAAAUAGGAGAAAUCAAUAAGGAACCCAUUGGGCCUCAUUUAUCAAAAUUGUUUAAGAAAAACUGUCCUUGUUGCCCAUAGAACCAAUCAGAGCUUGGUUUUCAUUUUAUGGGGCUGUGUAGUGAAUAAAAGCUGCACUGUGAUUGGUUGUUAUGGAUAAGAAGGCCAGUUUUUCUAUUAGGCAGUUUUGAUAAAUGAGGCUCACUGUAUCAGAAGAGGUUUUUCUGUUUCCUAAUUUAGGAUUACAUUCUGCUUUAUUAUGCACAUUGAGUUUAAUAUGAAAACUGACCAUAGCAACCAAUUUUAUUUCAUGUUUUUUUUUUAAAGCUACUAUUUGAUUGGUUACUACGGGUAAGGCCACAUUUCUCCAUAGACCUUGAUGUCAUGUAUUUCUAGUUACAGAAAACCCUCCAAUAACUUAUCUUGAAAUCAACGGCUGCAUAUACUCUACACCCCAUCUUAACUUUAUUGAAAACCAUAUCCUAUAAAUGUAUACAUUGAAUAUCAUUAAUGUACAUACACUCGUGAAUCAGAUAACAAUUUUCAGCACUAUGAAAUAAUAGUAUCACUUUGACUUAUUAUCACAUAAUUUGAUUCGAUUAAACCUGUUUAUCAGAGGCCCGAGCUACAGAGAUUGAAUAUGUGCAGAUAUGAACGGCUUUUCAUCAGACCCUGGGAAUUGCUAGUGACAAAUAAUUCUGACGGACCUCCCGGCCACAGCAGUGAAAAUUCUGGAACGUUUCAUUAUUGUUUUUAUGAAUCUUCUGGAAAACUCUGUAUAAAAUGUUCUGGAUAAAUUUGUUUUUGAGCAGACAAUUAUAUAGAUGAGAACAUCAUUGGGAGCAAUGUGAUUCUGAAUUAUUGGAUGAUGAAACACUGAAUGUACAAUUUGUCAAGAAAAUUAGCUUUUUGUCAAAAGUCCCAUGGAGAUUGAGAUGAUAUACAAGUAAUAAAACCUUGAAUGUGG